GAUGAUGCUGCUGCAGCCGCUCUGGUCUGUCCUCCUGGGACAUGCCUCCAUUCUGCACUCACCUGUCUUCCCCGUCCUCUUCUCUCUGUCUGUCUACCUGUCUUUCUGUCUUCCCUUCCUGCUGCUGGACCUGUUGUCCUCCAGGUGGGCCCUGGUGCGCAGGUACAAGCUGCAGCCGGAGAGCUCCGUCAGCUGGGCCUCAGUGCGGAGCUGCUUGAAGCUAACGCUCUAUAACCACCUGGUUUUUAUUUUGCCGCUUACCGUGCUGCACUCCUACCUGCGGCCCCUCCCCCUGCCCGAGGAGGCCCCGCCCUUCCCCCGGCUGCUAGCUCAGGUGUUUGUCUGUCUGCUGCUCUUCGACUUCCAGAGCUUCACCUGGCACCUGCUGCAUCACAAGGUCACCUGGUUGUACCGCAGCUUCCACAAGGUGCACCACACCUUCAGCUCCACUUCUGCCCUCACCGCAGAGUUCUCCGGCGCCUGGGAGACUCUUAGUCUCGGCGUCUUCGCCGCUGCCACUCCGGCCCUGCUGAGCUGCCACCCGCUCACCGAGCUGAUGUUCUUCCUGGUCAACAUGUGGCUGUCGGUGGAGGACCACUGCGGCUACGACCUGCCCUGGGCCACGCACCGCCUGGUGCCGCUGGGGCUGUACGGAGGCGCUCGCCACCACAACCUCCACCACCUCAAGUCCAAGUGCAACUACGCCCCCUACUUCACACACUGGGACCUUCUGGCAGGGACGCUGUGCACGGGAGACUGACCCACUCCUGAGGAAGAUGAACUGAUGAAGAUGAACUGAUGGAGAUGAACUGAGGAAGAUGAACUGAUGAAGAUGAACUGAUGGAGAUGAACUGAUGGAGAUGAACUGAUGGAGAUGAACUGAUGGAGAUGAACUGAUGGAGAUGAACUGAUGGAGAUGAACUGAUGAAGAUGAACUGAUGGAGAUGAACUGAUGGAGAUGAACUGAUGGAGAUGAACUGAUGGAGAUGAACUGAUAGAGAUGAACUGAUGGAGAUGAACUGAGGAAGAUGAACUGAUGAAGAUGAACUGAUGGAGAUGAACUGAUGGAGAUGAACUGAUGGAGAUGAACUGAUGGAGAUGAACUGAUAGAGAUGAACUGAUGGAGAUGAACUGAUGGAGAUGAACUGAUGAAGAUGAACUGAUGGAGAUGAACUGAUGAAGAUGAACUGAUGGAGAUGAACUGAGGAAGAUGAACUGAUGAAGAUGAACUGAUGGAGAUGAACUGAUGGAGAUGAACUGAUGGAGAUGAACUGAUGGAGAUGAACUGAUAGAGAUGAACUGAUGGAGAUGAACUGAUGGAGAUGAACUGAUGGAGAUGAACUGAUGGAGAUGAACUGAUGAAGAUGAACUGAUGGAGACGUUGGUCAACGCCUUGACCUGAAGUUUUUUAUAUCAAUGUUUUAAAAACAGAAUCUGAAGUCCCUGUUUUUGAAUUUCCAAACGUUUAGUGUGAAUUAUUUAAUAAUAUUUUGUUUGUGACAGAUAAUAGUUCAUAUUGAACAAAUGUAUUUAAUGUUUUGACUGACAUUUUUUUAUUCGUUUUUAUAAAAUAUUAUUGAUUUGAAUAUUAAUUAUGUUUUUAACAAACGAAGGUUCAAAUUUUGAUGUGAAAAAAGUUUUCGGGUAAAAUAAAAUGCGAAAACUGUUUUUGUGAAGUGAUCAGAAUAAAGUUUAAUAACAAAACUAA
Pleuronectes platessa (European plaice) is the source of this 1708-nucleotide messenger RNA. RefSeq names its product cholesterol 25-hydroxylase (gene ch25h). Bases 2 to 760 code for a protein of 252 amino acids. Gene Ontology annotation, molecular function: steroid hydroxylase activity; C-4 methylsterol oxidase activity; iron ion binding. The record is from RefSeq and is a predicted model, not a curated record. Gene Ontology annotation, biological process: cholesterol metabolic process; sterol biosynthetic process. Lineage: Eukaryota; Metazoa; Chordata; Actinopteri; Pleuronectiformes; Pleuronectidae. The transcript has 2 exons.